CAGCUCGAAUCCAAAGCAACCCAACAAUGACUCUUGUCAGGCCGUUGGUCGCCCUCACGCUUGAUUCAAUCUCUCUAUCUGCGGCACACUCAGACAAUAUGUCUGGGUUCGGUGAUCAAGACGUUCCUAUGCCUGUGUUUGAUCCUGUUUCCGCUCCGUGGUCGGAGAUCGCCACAUCGCACCUGCAGUCAGUGUCUUGGUGCACAGUGCUUGCCCCUCAUAUGCCCCUUGACCUGAUCGAUCUCUGUCUCUGCGCCCCAGGGAAGAUGAGGAUCACGUCCAUAUGCUUUCUGAGGCCACACUCAUGCAUCCACCGCUGGCCAAGCCCGUUCACCGAGUGCUCCAACCUCUCCGCGAGACGCAAUCCCUGAGGGCGAGAUUCAUGGACCUGCAUGAGCUGAAGAAGGCGGCUGACUUCUCAUUGACGGUCUCCCACAAAGGCUCCUCAGGAUGGGCUGUCCCUUGGCUUUCAAACGCGAUUGCACAGCAUGCAUACGUCCCACAUAUUGCUGGUCAAUACGUCGCGGAGGUGUACCAUGUCCCCUCUGAGCAAUCCCGCAUUCAUUGGUCACACCAUGGUCGUCCGGCAGAGGUGACAUCGAUCGCCCCAGGAAUGGAUCAGGAAGCGCAGGAAGGUGCUCUGACAGCAUCGCCUCCACCAUCACCCUCCGGUGGAUGUCACACCUUCACCGCCGAUGAUACCACCCUCCUUCAUGAGAAAGACAACGACAAGGAUCUCCCCAGUAUUUCACAAGCAACUUCCCCUAUACCCUGGUCUCCCAGCGCUGCGUGGCAACUACAGGGCGCAAAGACAAAUGCUAUGAAGAUAGACGAAAUACCGGAAGUACUGAGUAAAGAGCAGCACACCGACAUCCUAUCAUACCCUGUCUCGUCAACGCGUCAGAAGGCACCGCAUGUCUCCCAGUAUUUGGGUACCGUCGAUCGGCAACAAUCAGCUCAGUAUAUGGAUACUCGUCAAGUCACAUCUUCCUCUCCGCAUCAUCAUUUGAAGCAGGCCUUCCAGAGGCCUGCCUCCCAUGGCGGUGCGGUGGAGUUGAAAUCUUCGCUGCUGGGCAAGCGGGACGUCAGGCCCGCCUCCGUUGUCUCUGGCACGAGCUACAUCAAGCGACGCAGAGGGGCUUGGGUCAACUAUUUCAGUAAGUCAGUGUAAUCCAAA
Molecule: messenger RNA, 1177 nt
Organism: Dacryopinax primogenitus
Lineage: Eukaryota; Fungi; Basidiomycota; Dacrymycetes; Dacrymycetales; Dacrymycetaceae
Exons: 1
Coding region: 284-1171 (295 amino acids)
Source: RefSeq, a predicted model, not a curated record